GGGGCCCCACUGUAGGGUAGUGCAUUUGGUGCAUUCCAAAGAGCGGAUAGAUAGGCUACCUGAAUUUCAAUCGUCUGUAGUUGCAUAAAGUGUUAUUAAGGGGGGAGACUGGUUUAAUUUUGUGAGCCGUCGCCCUCUUUUCUUCACCGACUUCACCAGGCAGUGCUCUUGCCCUGGUACCCCCAAGAUGGCUCAUCGGAGUGGGCAGGAGGACCCGGAGCGGUACCUGUUUGUGGACCGGGCUGUGGUGUACAACCCGGCCACGCAGGCCGACUGGACGGCCAAGAAGCUGGUGUGGAUCCCCUCGGAGCGGCACGGCUUCGAGGCGGCCAGCAUCCGGGAGGAGCGCGGGGACGAGUGCGUGGUGGAGCUGGCGGAGAACGGUAAGAAGGCCGUGGUGAACAAGGACGACAUCCAGAAGAUGAACCCGCCCAAGUUCAGCAAGGUGGAGGACAUGGCCGAGCUCACCUGCCUGAACGAGGCGUCGGUGCUGCACAACCUGAAGGACCGCUACUACUCUGGACUCAUCUACCCUCUGGAGCCCCAGGCUCUAUACCCUCUGGAGCCCCAGGCUCUACAGACUCUGGAGCCCCAGGCUCUACAGACUCUGGAGCCCCAGGCUCUAUACCCUCUGGAGCCCCAGGCUCUACAGACUCUGGAGCCCCAGGCUCAGGGGCCUGAAGCCUGCUCUGGCAAGUUCAUCAGGGUCAACUUCGACGUUGCCGGCUACAUCGUUGGAGCCAACAUCGAAACCUACCUGCUGGAGAAGUCCAGAGCCAUCCGCCAGGCCAAAGACGAGAGGACCUUCCACAUCUUCUACCAGCUGCUGGCUGGAGCUGGGGAGCACCUCAAAUCUGAUCUGCUCCUGGAGGGCUUCAACAGCUACCACUUCCUGUCCAAUGGGAACCUCCCCAUCCCGGGCCAGCAGGACAAGGACAACUUCCAGGAGACCAUGGAGGCCAUGCACAUCAUGAGCUUCUCCCACGAAGAGAUCGUCUGCAUGCUGAAGGUGGUUUCGGCAGUGUUGCAGUUUGGGAACAUCGUCUUCAAGAAGGAGAGGAACACAGACCAAGCCUCCAUGCCAGAGAACACAUCGGCCCAGAAGCUGUGCCACCUCCUGGGCAUGAACGUGAUGGAGUUCACCAGGGCCAUCCUCUCCCCCAGGAUCAAGGUGGGCCGGGACUACGUCCAGAAGGCCCAGACCAAAGAACAGGCUGACUUUGCGGUGGAGGCCCUGGCCAAGGCCACGUACGAGCGCCUGUUCCGCUGGCUGGUGCACCGCAUCAACAAGGCCCUGGACAGGACCAAGCGCCAGGGAGCCUCCUUCAUAGGCAUCCUGGACAUCGCUGGCUUUGAGAUCUUCGAGCUGAACUCGUUUGAGCAGAUGUGCAUCAACUACACCAACGAGAAGCUCCAGCAGCUGUUCAACCACACCAUGUUCGUCCUGGAGCAGGAGGAGUACCAGCGGGAGGGCAUCGAGUGGAGCUUCAUCGACUUCGGCCUGGACCUGCAGCCGUGCAUCGACCUCAUCGAGAGGCCGACUAACCCCCCAGGAGUGCUGGCCCUGCUGGAUGAGGAGUGUUGGUUCCCCAAGGCCACAGACAAGACUUUCAUAGACAAGGUGCUCCAGGAACAGGGCACACACCCCAAGUUCCAGAAGCCUCGCCAGCUCAAGGACAAGGCCGACUUCUGCAUCAUCCACUACGCCGGCAAGGUGGACUACAAGGCAGACGAGUGGCUGAUGAAGAACAUGGACCCACUGAACGACAACGUGGCCACGCUGCUGCACCAGUCAGCAGACAAGUUUGUGGGGGAACUCUGGAAGGACGUGGACCGCAUCGUGGGUCUGGACCAGGUGGCGGGGAUGAACGAGACGGCGUUUGGGGCGGCGUACAAGACCAAGAAGGGCAUGUUCCGCACGGUGGGCCAGCUGUACAAGGAGUCCCUCACCAAGCUCAUGGCCACGCUCAGGAACACCAACCCCAACUUCGUCCGCUGCAUCAUCCCCAACCACGAGAAGAGGGCUGGUAAACUGGACCCGCACCUGGUUCUGGACCAGCUGAGGUGUAAUGGAGUUCUAGAGGGGAUCCGCAUCUGCAGGCAGGGCUUCCCCAACCGGAUCAUCUUCCAGGAGUUCAGGCAGAGAUAUGAGAUCCUGACACCCAAUGCCAUUCCCAAGGGCUUCAUGGAUGGCAAGCAAGCCUGUGAGAGAAUGAUCCGGGCCCUGGAGCUGGACCCCAACCUGUUCCGGAUCGGUCAGAGUAAGAUCUUCUUCCGGGCCGGAGUCUUGGCUCACCUGGAGGAGGAGCGUGACCUGAAGAUCACCGACAUCAUCAUCUACUUCCAGUCUGUCUGCCGUGGUUACCUAGCCCGCAAGGCGUUCGCUAAGAAGCAGCAGCAGCUGAGUGCUCUGAAGGUGCUGCAGAGGAACUGCGCCGCCUACCUGAAGCUACGGCACUGGCAGUGGUGGAGGCUCUUCACCAAGGUGAAGCCCCUGCUGCAGGUGACCAGGCAAGAGGAGGAGAUGCAGGCCAAGGAUGAAGAGCUGGUGAAGGUGAAGGAGAAGCAGAGCAAGGUGGAGGGAGAGCUGGUGGAGAUGGAGAAGAAACAUCAGCAGCUGACGGAGGAGAAGAACAUCCUGGCGGAGCAGCUCCAGGCGGAGACGGAGCUGUUCGCCGAGGCCGAGGAGAUGCGGGCCCGCCUGGCGGCCAAGAAGCAGGAGCUGGAGGAGAUCCUCCACGACCUGGAGUCCCGGGUGGAGGAGGAGGAGGAGAGGAACCAGGGCAUGCAGAACGAGAAGAAGAAGAUGCAGACCCACAUCCAGGACCUGGAGGAGCAGCUGGACGAGGAGGAGGCGGCCCGGCAGAAGCUGCAGCUGGAGAAGGUGACGGCCGAGGCCAAGAUGAAGAAGUUUGAGGAGGACAUCCUGCAGCUCGAGGACCAGAACUCCAAGUUCCUCAAGGAGAAGAAGCUUCAGGAAGACCGCAUCAACGAGAUGACCUCCAUGCUGACUGACGAGGAGGAGAAGGCCAAGAACCUGGGCAAGGUCAAGAACAAGCAGGAGAUCAUGAUGAGCGAUCUGGAAGAGCGCCUGAAGAAGGAGGAGAAGAUGCGCCAGGAGCUGGAGAAGGCCAAGAGGAAGCUGGACGCCGAGACCACCGACCUGCAGGACCAGAUCGCGGAGCUGCAAGCCCAGAUAGAGGAGCUCAAGGUCCAGCUGGCCAAGAAGGAGGAGGAGCUGCAGGCCUUACAGGCCAGGGGCGACGAGGAGGCGGCCCAGAAGAACAACGCCCUGAAGCAGGUCCGGGAGCUGCAGGCCCAGCUGGCCGAGCUGCAGGAGGACCUGGAGUCGGAGAAGCUCUCGAGGAACAAGGCGGAGAAGCUGAAGAGGGACCUGGGCGAGGAGCUGGAGGCCCUGAAGACGGAGCUGGAGGACACGCUGGACACCACGGCCGCACAGCAGGAGCUCAGGACCAAGCGAGAGCAGGAGGUGACCGAGCUGAAGAAGACCAUCGACGAGGAGACCAAGAACCACGAGGCCCAGUUCCUGGACAUGAGGCAGAGGCACUCCACCGCCCUGGAGGAGCUGUCUGAGCAGCUGGAGCAGGCCAAGAGGUUCAAAGCUAACCUGGAGAAGAACAAGCAGAGCCAGGAGAGCGCCAACAAGGAGCUGGUGGGGGAGGUGAAGAGCCUCCAGCAGUCCAAAACCGAGUCGGAGCACAAGAGGAAGAAGUUAGAGGCCCAGCUGCAGGAGGUCAUGGCCAGGGUCACCGAGGGCGAGAGGGCCAAGGGAGAGCAGGCUGAGCGGGUGCACAAGCUGCAGACGGAGCUGGACAGCGUGUCGGCCCUGCUGGAGGACGCAGAGAGGAAGGGCGUCAAGCUGGCGAAGGACACCACUGGUCUGGAGAGCACACUGCAGGACACCCAGGAGCUGCUCCAGGAGGAGACCCGCCAGAAGCUGAACCUGAGCGGGCGUAUCCGUCAGCUGGAGGAGGAGAAGAGCGCCCUGCAGGAGCUGCAGGAAGAGGACGAGGAGGCGCGCAGGAACCUGGAGAAACAGCUGGCCACGCAGCAGGCCCAGCUGGUGGAGACCAAGAAGAAGCUGGAGGAGGACGUGGGGGCUCUGGAGGGUCUGGAGGAGGUGAAGAGGAGGCUGCAGAAGGACAUGGAGCUGACCGCCCAGCGCCUGGAGGAGAAGGCCUCCGCCUUCGACAAGAUGGAGAAGACCAAGACCCGCCUGCAGCAGGAGCUGGACGACCUCACGGUGGACCUGGACCACCAGCGACAGAUCGUCUCCAACCUGGAGAAGAAGCAGAAGAAGUUUGACCAGAUGCUGGCCGAGGAGAAGACCAUCUCGGCCCGCUACGCCGAGGAGCGUGACCGCGCGGAGGCCGAGGCCAGAGAGAAGGAGACCAAGGCCCUGUCUAUGACCCGGGCCCUGGACGAGGCCCUGGAGGCCAAGGAGGAGCUGGAGAGAGUCAACAAGCAGCUCCGGGCGGAGAUGGAGGACCUGAUGAGCUCCAAGGACGACGUGGGCAAGAACGUCCACGAGCUGGAGAAGUCCAAGCGCUCCCUGGACCAGCAGCUGGAGGAGAUGCGGGUUCAGCUGGAGGAGCUGGAGGACGAGCUGCAGGCCACGGAGGACGCCAAACUGCGCCUGGAGGUCAACAUGCAGGCCAUGAAGGCCCAGUACGAGAGGGACCUGCAGGGACGCGACGACCAGAACGACGAGAAGAAGAGGGCGCUGGUCAAGCAGGUGCGAGAGAUGGAGGCGGAGCUGGAGGACGAGAGGAAGCAGAGGGCCCUGGCGGUGGCCGGCAAGAAGAAGCUGGAGAUGGACCUGAAGGACAUGGAGGGCCACAUACAGGGAGCCAACAAGGCCAGGGACGAGGCCAUCAAACAGCUCCGUAAACUCCAGGCCCAGAUGAAGGACUACCAGAGGGAGUUGGAGGAUGCACGAGCCUCCAGAGAUGAGAUCUUCUCCCAGUCCAAGGAGAACGAGAAGAAGCUGAAAAGCCUGGAGGCUGAGAUCCUUCAACUUCACGAGGACCUGGCGGCGUCGGAGAGGGGGCGUCGCCAUGCGGAGCAGGAGAGGGACGAGCUGGCGGACGAGAUCUCCAACAGCACCUCGGGCAAGUCAGCCCUGAUGGAUGAGAAGAGGCGCCUGGAAGCUCGUAUCGCCCAGCUGGAGGAGGAGCUGGAGGAGGAGCAGGGCAACAUGGAGCUGCUGAACGACCGCUUCAGGAAGACCACCAUGCAGGUGGACACUCUGACCACGGAGCUGAGCGGGGAGCGCAGUGCCGCCCAGAAGAGCGAGAACGCCCGUCAGCAGCUGGAGAGGCAGAACAAGGAGCUGCGGGCCAAGCUGGGUGAGCUGGAGGGCUCGGUCAAGGCCCGCUUCAAGGCCUCCAUCACCACCCUGGAGUCCAAGAUCCUGCAGCUGGAGGAACAACUGGAGCAGGAGGCCAAGGAGAGAGCAGCAGCCAAUAAGCUGGUCCGGAGGACGGAGAAGAAGCUGAAGGAGGUGUGCAUGCAGGUGGAGGACGAGCGUCGCCAUGCCGACCAGUUCAAAGAGCAGAUGGAGAAGGCUAACUCGCGCAUGAAGCAGCUGAAGAGACAGCUGGAGGAGGCGGAGGAGGAGGCCACGCGGGCUAACGCCUACCGCAGGAAGCUGCAGAGGGAGCUGGACGACGCCACAGAGGCCAGCGAGGGCCUCAGCCGAGAGGUCAACACACUCAAGAGCCGGCUCAGACGUGGAGGUGCUAUCAGUUUCUCCUCCAGUCGUUCAGGCAGGCGUCAGCUCCAGGUGGAGGGAGCCUCUCUGGACCUGCUCUCUGACGACGAGGUGGAGAACAAGAUCACAGACAACAACGCCAACGAAACCCCCGCCCCCCCGCAGGAGUAGACCCCCCGCCCCCCCGCAGGAGUAGACCCCC
This is a messenger RNA of Osmerus eperlanus (European smelt), 5936 nucleotides long. RefSeq names its product myosin-10-like. Bases 188 to 5905 code for a protein of 1905 amino acids. The transcript has 37 exons. NCBI's taxonomy places the organism in Eukaryota, Metazoa, Chordata, Actinopteri, Osmeriformes, Osmeridae. Gene Ontology annotation, biological process: regulation of cell shape; mitotic cytokinesis; actomyosin structure organization. The record is from RefSeq and is a predicted model, not a curated record. Gene Ontology annotation, cellular component: cytoplasm; myosin II complex; myosin filament. Gene Ontology annotation, molecular function: microfilament motor activity; actin filament binding; ATP binding.